This is a messenger RNA of Ostreococcus lucimarinus CCE9901, 1305 nucleotides long. RefSeq lists its product with no specific name. The transcript has a single exon. Gene Ontology annotation, biological process: spliceosomal tri-snRNP complex assembly. The coding region runs from base 1 to 1305 and encodes 434 amino acids. NCBI's taxonomy places the organism in Eukaryota, Viridiplantae, Chlorophyta, Mamiellophyceae, Mamiellales, Bathycoccaceae. The record is from RefSeq and is a predicted model, not a curated record.
AUGUCGAGCGACGCGCGCGUCGCCGAGCUCGAUCGACGCGGGUACUACGUCGCCGUCGACGUCCCGCGCGGGGCGACGUUCGCGCUGGACACGGCGGAGUGGACGUGCGACGAACGCUUCGCGGGCGUCAAGGCGCUGACGCGUGGAUUGCACUUCGUCGCCGUGCGCGACGCGAACGAGCGAGGCGCGGGCGAACGCGUGGGAGAGUUCAUCGACGCCGCGCCGGGAAGCGUGGAGAUCCGGAGGUGGGACGCCGCGGUGGAGACGCUGGGGGAGGGAGAGGGGAUGAGCGCGGAGGACGCGGAGCGCGCGCGCGCGGCGACGCGGGAAGGACGAGCGUUCGAUGGAGGGUUAGCGUGGUAUCCGACCGAGGUCGAGACGCGAUGGAUGGGAUUGAGCGGAUGGAUCACGCGGGACAGCUUGCGGAGGUGUGGGGUGGAUUGCGGGACGCGCGUGGUGGCGGGCGACCCGGAGGCGGAGACGCGCGGCGACGAACGGGGAGGAGUGGUGCCGUAUUUCGAUAACAUACAGCGCGCGCCGACGUUUACGGUGAAUGCGGUGCGGAAAAGGCCGAGUGGAAUGACGCCGGCGGAGGUGUCGGCGAUAAAUAUCGAUGCGAACGCGCGGCUGGCGCACGCGGUGGCGUGCUUCGGCGACGACGGCUGGCGCGGGUUGUUGGGAGAGUUUCAACUCGCCUUCGUUCUCUUGAUGGGGCUGUCCUCCAUGGCGGCGUUGGAGCAGUGGAAACAUCUCGCGCACGUGGUGUGCUCGUGCGCGGAGACGGCGGUGUUCGACUAUCCGGAGCUUUACCUCGGGUUUGUCGACGCGCUCGAUGCGCAGCUCGCGCGCGCGGGCGAAGACUUUUUCGUGGACGAUUACACCGAGGACAACUUCUUGCGGCCGUGCAUGGUAGCACUGAUGCGCAUCGACGUCGACGACACCCCGAAGCGAGAAGUCACGGACAUGGAUGUCGAAUCGACGCUGGACGCGAUUUCGAGCAAGCUCGCCGCGCUCGCUCGCGGCGUGCGCGAGAAAUUCGACGUCGACCUCAUCGAGGAAGCUCGCGAGGCGAAGCUCGCGGACUCGAGCGUCGUCGACGCCGAAGAAGACGCCCCGGUCGUCGUCGAGUUGAGUGAGGGUCAUUACAUGGCCAUGAACGCGACCGACGUCGACGUCGAGUCCGACGCCUUCAAAACGGACGCCGAAUCCGGCGCCGAGCGCAUGGGCUGGAUGCGCGCGUACGCGCCGACCAGCGCCGACCACACGCCGAGGAACGGUUCGAAAUUCGUCAACCAACGGGCGUAG